AUGUCAAGCAGAGUUACUCGAUCCACGGUGAAGUGUCAAGAUACUGCUCCGAAGGUCUCCGUUUCAUCUAAAGGAAAACCAAACAAGGCUCCAACUCCUGAUAAAUCCACUACAUUCUACUCCAACUUGAGCGAGAAAGUAUGGGCUUUUGUUGUUCAAAGAAAAAUUUUAUCUGAAAGGUUGGUACAUGAUGCUGAGUUUAAGGAGAUAGGAGUUUUUGAGCUUCUUAAAGAGCAAAAUUUGCUUGGAACUGUGACUAAAGUGCAGCCCUUUGUGAAAAAUGUUGUUCUUGAGUUUUAUGCAAACUUGGUGAAAGAGAUUAAUAAUCCUGCCAUUGAUAUGUUUCAUAAAGUAUUUGUCAGAGGCCAUUUCUUUGAUUUUUCUCCUGCUGUGAUAAAUGAGUUUCUUGAAAGUCAUCACCCGGUUGUGGAUUUUGAGGCCGACUAUGAUGUGAUUAUUGCUGAAAUUACUGCCAAUGUACGAUGUAAGUGGCCUCCAGCAAAAUCUUUCCCUGCAUUAGUGUUGAGCCUGAAAUACUCGGUUCUUCAUAAGAUAGCCUUGAAGAAUUGGAUGCCGAGUAUGCAUGCAACAGGAGUAAAGAAGCCACUAGCAAAGCUACUAUACUUGAUUGGUACAGCUACCUCCUUUGAUUUUGGUCAGUUUGUAUUUAAUCAAAUUAUCAACAAUGCUGAAGCUUUCACUACUCAUCCGGUCCUGUCUUUCCCGUCUCUUAUUUAUGGGAUUUUGUCAAAACAAAACAAUGUCAAGAAGUCUCAUGAGUUGUUUGAGAAGGGGUCGGGGGUAAUUAGAAUCUCGAAGAAGCUGCAUUCUGGAAAGUAUGUGGAUGAUGUUCAGGGGGAGCAUAGUGGUGUUGCAACAAGUUCGUCGCAGUUAACAACGGCGGUUCUAAAUGCAAGGACUGCUCAAUUUCUGUCAAAGGAGCCGCUACAUCUAUCCACUUAUGAGACUCAUCUUCUCCAAGAAUUGAAGCGGGUUGGAUGUAAGAAGAAGGAAAUUACUGCUAUUCUUGGUGAUAUUCAGUCUUCCUCUGUGGCUGCAGAAAAUGAUGGUGCAUAA
Morus notabilis is the source of this 1077-nucleotide messenger RNA. RefSeq lists its product as uncharacterized. The transcript is spliced from 2 exons. NCBI's taxonomy places the organism in Eukaryota, Viridiplantae, Streptophyta, Magnoliopsida, Rosales, Moraceae. The record is from RefSeq and is a predicted model, not a curated record. The coding region runs from base 1 to 1077 and encodes 358 amino acids.